CACGCUGGUACACGGAGCCAGAUGUGGAGGAGUUUAGAGUAAUAUCUCAAUGACAUUACAUUUAUGUAUUUGGAAGAUGCUUUUAUCCAAAGUGACUCAUUGUGCAUUCAAGAUCUGGAACCAAAAAUGAACUGGGCGUCUUUUUAUGCCAUGAUCAGCGGCGUGAACCGGCAUUCCACCGGUAUAGGGCGGAUCUGGCUGUCGGUCCUCUUCAUGUUUCGGAUCCUGGUUCUGGUGGUGGCGGCAGAGAGUGUGUGGGGUGAUGAGAAAGCACAUUUCAUCUGUAACACCCAGCAACCUGGCUGCAACAGUGUAUGUUACGACCACUUCUUCCCCAUCUCUCAUAUCCGGCUGUGGGCACUGCAACUGAUUGUGGUCUCUACCCCCGCCCUGCUGGUGACCAUGCACAUUGCACAUCGUCGGCAUAUCGAUAAAAAGUUGUACCGCCAGGCUGGCCGCACCAGUCCAAAGGACCUGGAGCAGAUAAAGACGCAAAAGAUGAAGAUUACUGGUGGUCUCUGGUGGACAUACAUGAUUAGCCUGCUGUUCCGUGUGCUGUUUGAAUCAGCUUUUAUGUAUUUGUUCUAUAUGAUUUACCCCGGCUAUAAAAUGUUCCGGCUGGUAAAGUGUGACUCGUACCCCUGCCCAAACAUAGUAGAUUGCUUUGUGUCCCGACCAACAGAGAAAACAGUGUUCACUAUAUUUAUGCUUGCCGUGUCUGGCGUCUGCAUCCUGCUCAACAUUGCAGAAAUCAUCUAUCUUGUUGCCAGGGCGACAAGUCGACAUCUGAAUAAUUCCAAGGAUUCCCCCUUGGGAGCCUGGAUCUCUCAGAAACUGUGUUCCUUUUAGAAGUGCUCAGAAACAAAAGGCACUCAGAGCCUCACUCUACUCUAAACUCUAAAAUACAUUUCACUCAAACACCUAAUGUUUACAAGUGAUAAUAUCCUGACAUUAUUUAUUCAUUGCUGUUUUAUUGUAGACCUCAGAACUCAUACAUUUAAAAUAUGUAAAAAAUAUUAGCAUACUCCAUAUAAUUUUAGACCAAUGUUUAAUUCAGUUCUCACUGUUGUAUGAAUUUUUAUACUUAU
Molecule: messenger RNA, 1088 nt
Organism: Xyrauchen texanus (razorback sucker)
Lineage: Eukaryota; Metazoa; Chordata; Actinopteri; Cypriniformes; Catostomidae
Gene: gjb1a
Product: gap junction protein beta 1a
Exons: 2
Coding region: 64-849 (261 amino acids)
Biological process (GO): cell communication
Cellular component (GO): connexin complex
Source: RefSeq, a predicted model, not a curated record